This is a messenger RNA of Tachyglossus aculeatus (Australian echidna), 1052 nucleotides long. It is a transcript of the gene NDUFAF3, whose product is annotated as NADH:ubiquinone oxidoreductase complex assembly factor 3. Gene Ontology annotation, cellular component: mitochondrial inner membrane. Gene Ontology annotation, biological process: mitochondrial respiratory chain complex I assembly. Lineage: Eukaryota; Metazoa; Chordata; Mammalia; Monotremata; Tachyglossidae. The record is from RefSeq and is a predicted model, not a curated record. The transcript has 5 exons. Bases 16 to 462 code for a protein of 148 amino acids.
CCCGCCGCUCUCCUCAUGGCCGCCGGGUCUGCGGGCCGGGCCUUGGCCCGCUCGGUUCCCGCGCUGUGGCGGCUGAACUGGCAGCCAUGUCGGAGCCAUCGCCUCUUCCCGGUAGAUGACGAGCAGUUCCAGAAGACGACCGUUACCAUGCUGGAGAAGGAAUCGCCUCACGUCAUGUUCGUCGACAGCUACAGCCCCAGAGGCUUCACGGUCAGCGGCAACCGGGUGGUGGGGCCUUGUGUCCUCAUCCCCCAGUCCAUCCUGCAGUGGAAUGUUGGAACCCACCAAGAUAUCACCGAGGAAAGCCUGUCACUCUUCUGGAUGCUGGAGCCUAGAAUAGAAAUUGUGGUGGUGGGGACUGGCAGCCAGAUGGAGCGGCUGCCGCCGGAACUGCUGAGAGCCAUGAGGAAGCGAGGGGUCGCCUUGGAGGUUCAAGACACGCUUUGGAAAGACCAGGUCUAACAAUUGUCUGACCGAAAGCACCACCCGGCAGCCAGUGGUUCAGUGACGAAAGACCCCACUGAAACAAGGUGCAUCCAGCACCCAUCUCCGAGAGCCACCCUUCACCGGUGCGAUGGAAUCACCAGCCCAUCUGGGUCCGGUUGGCUUCAUCUUGCUGGGCAUUGACUGUAUUCAUCGAUUCCCCCCCCGCCCACGGCCCUGAUCAGAAGGUGUAUGCUAUGGGAGCGACCCUUACAGAGAGUGAGUGAGGAAAAGUUAGAAAUCUAAAAAUAAUAAAAGCUCAGGCUCUUCACAUCAGUCGGGAAGGCGGGAGCAUCACCCACUGCUUACCUAGGAGUCCUUCUGGAUCAGGUCAGAAGAAGGACACGCAAAAGACAAACGGUUUACCCUACUUACUGCUGUCAGUGGAAAUAGACUAGUAAUGUGCUGUUCUGAGCGCUUGGGAGAUUAAAACACAAAGAAAUGAUAUGAUUCCUCCCCUCUAGGAGUUUACAUUCUAACGGGGCGGGGGGGAGGAGAGAUGAAUGUAAAUAUUUGCAGAUGAAGUAAUCAAAGUGUGCAAUUGAAUAAACAUGCAAGGGCUGAUGGUA